GGAGGUAGCCAGGUCAGGGGUCAGGAGUGGAAGGCCCUCACAGGCCCGGGCCGGCGCGGGAGGGCUGUGUGAUGGCCUCGGAGCGCCCGGAGCCGGAGGUGGAAGAAGCUGGGCAGGUGUUCCUGCUAAUGAAAAAGGAUUAUCGAAUUUCCCGAAAUGUUCGCCUGGCUUGGUUCCUCAAUCAUCUGCAUCAAAAUGUGCAGGCCACUCCUCAGGAGAUGCUGCUUCAGUCUGAGCAGGAGUUGGAAGUCCUCAGUGUCCUACCCCCUGGGUGGCAGCCAGAAGAACCAGUGGUCCCAAGGCCAUUCCUCCUCGUACCUUCCACCCGGGUCACCUUCCUGGCUUGGCAGUAUCGCUUUGUCAUUGAGCUGGACCUUAGCCCAUCUACUGGCAUUGUGGAUGAUUCCACAGGGGAGAUCCUGUUUGAUGAAGUUUUCCACGCCCUGUCCCGCUGCCUAUGUGGGCUCCUUCGGCCCUUCCGAGUGCCUGGAUCUUGCAUCGACUUCCAGCCCGAGAUCUACGUAACUAUUCAGGCCUACUCCUCCAUCAUUGGCCUGCAGUCCCACCAGGUGCUGGUACAGGGCUGCCUCUUGGACCCUUCCCAGAGGGAGGUGUUCCUGCAGCAGGUGUAUGAGCAACUCUGUCUCUUUGAGGAUAAGGUGGCCACGAUGUUGCAGCAGCAGUAUGAUCCCCAGAGCCAGGCAGAAGACCAGUCUCCAGACUCGGGGGAGCCACUGGGCCGGAAGGUUGGAGUCUCCAUGGUGACAGCUGAUCUUGGGCUGGUCAGUAUGAUUCGUCAGGGCAUCUUGGCGCUGCAGUUACUACCCUCAAACUCUAGUGCAGGUAUAAUUGUGAUCACAGAUGGGGUGACCAGUGUCCCUGAUGUUGCUGUCUGUGAGACGCUGCUGAACCAGCUUCGCAGUGGCACCGUGGCUUGUUCCUUCGUGCAGGUGGGAGGAGUUUACUCUUAUGACUGCAGUUUUGGCCACGUGCCCAAUGUGGAACUGAUGAAGUUCAUCGCAAUGGCAACAUUUGGCUCGUACCUAUCCACUUGUCCUGAGCCUGAGCCAGGCAACCUGGGUCUGACUGUCUACCACCGGGCAUUUCUCCUCUACUCUUUCCUGCGCAGUGGUGAAGCACUGAACCCUGAAUAUUACUGUGGCUCUCAGCACCGGCUAUUUAAUGAGCACCUGGUCUCUGCGAGCAGUAACCCUGCCCUGGCCUUGCGCCGGAAGAAGCACACUGAGAAGGAGGUGCCAGCUGACUUGGUUAGCACUGUGUCUGUGCGGCUUCGAGAAGGCUACAGUGUUCGAGAGGUCACACUGGCCAAAGGAGGGUCCCAGCUGGAGGUGAAGCUGGUGUUGCUGUGGAAGCACAACAUGCGCAUUGAGUAUGUGGCUAUGGCACCCUGGCCCCUGGAGCCCGAGAGCCCAAGAGGGACACGAGUGGAAGUGACAAUGGAAGGCGGCUAUGACAUUUUGCAUGAUGUGUCCUGUGCACUAAGGCAACCCAUUCGCUCACUGUAUCGUACUCACGUUAUCCGACGUUUCUGGAACACACUGCAGAGCAUCAACCAGACAGACCAGAUGCUAGCCCACCUUCAGUCCUUCUCCUCCGUGCCUGAGCACUUCACGCUUCCUGACAGCACCAAGAGUGGAGUGCCACUCUUCUACAUCCCUCCUGGCUCCACCACCCCGGUGCUCUCCCUUCAACACAGUGGUUCCGACUCAUCCCAUGCCCAGUUUGCUGCCUACUGGAAGCCAGUGCUGUCCAUGGAUGCUAAUUCAUGGCAGCGCUGGCUGCACAUGCAUCGCCUGGUGCUAAUCCUGGAGCACGACACACCAGUCCCCAAGCACUUGCACACCCCGGGCAGCAAUGGGCGCUACAGCACCAUCCAGUGCAGGAUCUCCCACUCCUCACUGACCUCUCUGCUUCGGGACUGGAGCAGCUUCGUGCUAGUCGAAGGCUAUUCAUAUGUCAAGCUGCUCUCCAGUGCCCCAGACCAGCCCCCCUCCUCCUUCUACAUGGUCCGGAUCAUUUCCAAGGCUCCAUGCAUGGUUCUUCGCCUGGGUUUUCCCAUUGGCACACCAGCACAGGCCCGGCACAAGAUUGUGUCAGACUUGCAGGAAGAGAUCCUGCGCCUGCGUUUCCCCCAUCGGGUGCAAAGCAAGGAGCCAACACCCAAGGUGAAACGAAAAGGCCUGGGGGGCACUGGUGGGGGCAAUUCUCCCUCCAAGUCACCCCCCACACUGGGGCCACAGCAGGCCCUGUCCGACCGGCCCUGCCUUGUAGUCUUACAUAAGCCACUGGACAAACUUCUCAUCAGGUAUGAGAAGCUACCCCUGGACUACCGGGCACCCUUCUUGCUGACACUGGAGCCACCAGGGCCACUGCCCUUGGUGUCAGGCCGCUCAGCCUCUUCCAGCCUAGCAUCACUGUCCCGCUACCUUUACCAUCAGCGCUGGCUCUGGAGUGUCCCAUCAGGACUGGCCCCUGCACUGCCACUCAGUGCCAUCGCCCAGCUCCUCUCCAUCCUCACUGAAGUACGACUUUCUGAAGGGUUCCACUUCGCCUGCAGUGGAGAAGGAAUCAUCAACAUGGUCCUGGAGCUCCCAAUUCAGAAUGAACCUCCAGGGCAGGCUGCAGCUGAGGAGAAACACACGUGUGUCGUCCAGUAUAUCCUCUUCCCCCCACACUCUACCUCCACCAAAGACAGCUUCUCAACAGAUGAUGACAAUGAUGUGGAGGUGGAGGCCCUGGAGGGGGACUCAGAGCUCAAUCUGGUCACCGAGGUAUGGGUGGAGCCACAGUAUGGGCGAGUGGGACCUGGCCCUGGAAGCUGGAAGCACCUCCAGGAUUUGACAUACUCUGAGAUCCCUCAAGCUCUCCACCCACGGGAUGCUGCUUGCAUAGGCUCUAUGCUGAGCUUUGAAUACCUGAUACAGCUGUGCCAAAGCAAGGAAUGGGGUCCUCUGCCCCCAGAGCCUAGGGUCUCAGAUGGAUUGGACCAGGGAGAAGACACUUGUGUCCAUGAGAUUCCUUUCCAUUUUGACUUAAUGGGAUUGUUGCCACAGUGCCAGCAGCUCCAGAUGUUCUUCCUUUUGCUUUCCAGAGAGCCAGAGGGUGUCCCUCUCGCCGAGGGGCCCUGUCCCGCCAACGACAUGGUGCUGUGCCUGCUGCACAGCUGCCUGGGGCAGGAGCUGAGUGACCGAGAGAUCCCGCUGACCCCUGUUGACCAGGCUGCCUUCUUGAGUGAGGUGCUGCGGCGAACCUGCCACAGUCCAGGUGCAGAGGGGCCACCAAUGAGGAGCCAUGGAAUCCUGAAGGAUGAAGCAGUUGGCAGCGCCCAGGCCACUGGAGACUCAGCUUUUUUUACCCUGAGUGUAGGUUUUCCUGAAACUCUCAAGCCUCUCAUCUCUGCCCAGCCCCCUCAGUGGCGCUGCUAUGCAAGGCUUGUGACCCCCCAGCAUGUGUUUCUGACUUUUCUCCCAGCUACCUUCUCAGAUGUCCAGCAUCUAGCUGCCUAUAGCCUUGAGGAAUCCUCUCAAGAAGAGACGAAGCCUAAGUUUGGGGAUUGGAGUGGGGCCCCCAGUCUGAGAGAUCUGGGCGGAACUGGUAUCAGGGCUACGAGGUCCCAAGUCCCCAUCCUCAGUGUAACCCUAGCUGGUGACAAUGCCCAGAGUCAAGGAGAGCUGAGCCCACCCUUCCGACGGGACUUACAGGCUUACACUGGGCGUCAGGCUUCCCAGACAGAGGGUGCAGAUGGACCCCGGAGCCGGUGUCCUGUCUACAUCUACAGCUGUUCACUGGAAGCGCUAAGGGAGCUUAUGGUUGGCAUGCAGCCCCCUCAGGUGCCCCGAGACCUCAUCUUCCGGACUCAGUUCAUCAACCACCCCUCCCCAUCCUCAACCUGGAUGGAGCCCAGGUACAAGGAGGCAGCCAACCACUGUGCCUUGCUGCAGGAGCAUGCACAGCAAUGCUAUGUUCGUGGGCUUUUCCGGAGCUUGCAGCAAGCACAGAGUGUAACCUCCCAGGAUUUGCUGACAGCGGUAGAUGCCUGUGAGGAGCUACUGCAAGAAGUAGACAUCACCCCUUUUCUGCUUGCACUGUGUGGCCACACUUGGGGUUUGCCUCAUGCCCCACCAAGCCCUGGUCCUCUCAGCCCUGGGCCCUUCAGCAGCAGCAUCGAGGAGGGCCCCGAACCUCGGGAACGAGCUAUCCUAGCUUCUGAGUCCAGCAUAGAGACCGAGGACCUAAGUGAGCCUGAGUUUCAGAGCACCCGUGUUCCUGGCAAUCCAGACCCUGGCCCGGAGAUCUCUCUAACAGACGUCUGCCAGCUCAAAGGAGAGGCACAUGAUGCCCUUCAUAGCCUCAUCCAGGAGAAGUUCCUGGAGAUCAGUCGUCUCCACUUCCGCACAGUGCCCUCCAAUCCUCACUACUUCUUCUAUUGCCCUCCAUCAAGCAGGCGAGAAGAUGAAGGUCCUCGGGACAUGGUAGACAGAAAAGUCAGUGACCUGGAGUUUUCAGAGGCUGAGCUCAUAGGUGAAGAAGGAGACACAUCUGCUUGCUGUGUGGUCACUGAGAGUGACCCAGAGCUGGAGGUGGAAUACCGUGAGAGCCGUGAACCAGACCUGGGGCCUGCUGGACUGGACUCCGCCUCGCUGUCAGAUGCAGACACUGUAAAUCCUGAUGAAGACUCCUUCAGUAUCUUGGGGGGUGACUCACCCACUGGGCCUGAGAGCCUCAUGCAUGACCUGCCACCACUUUUUCUGCACCUCACGUGUUCUGUGCGACUGCGUGGGCAGCACAGCUCAGUACCUGUGUACAGCCUGCCUACCUGUUUGGGCCAGGUGCUGUCCAGUCUGGAGGGGCCUCCCAUUGGAGGCCGAGUUCCCCUGAGGGACCUCAGUGUCACUUUGGAUGUCUUUGUGCUGACCUUGCCCCUGGAAGUGGAGCUCCCCACGGCCUCCGACCCUCAACACCACCGGUCAACAUCUGAGAGCAGUGCUUCAUUCCCACGAUCCCCAGGGCAACCAUCAUCUUUAAGGUCAGAUGAUGGCCUGGGGCCCCCACUGCCACCCCAAGAAGAAGAGAGGCAUCCAGGACUAUCCAAUUUGGCCACACCCCACAGACUGGCUAUUGAGACCACUAUGAGUGAGAUCCGCUGGCUGUUGGAAGAUGAGAUGGUGGGUGCUCUCCGAAAAGGGGGCCUCCCCCAGAGCCCUGCCCUGCACCGUGCAGCUGCCCACAUUCAUAGCUCUCCUGGACGCUCCACCUGCCUUCGCCAAACGCUGCCACUGAGUUUUGUGUUUGGGCCAGAGCGUUCCCUCACACAAUUCAAGGAGGAGUUCCGCUGUCUCCACGUCCCUGGCCAUGUUCUUCUUGAGGACCUUGACAGUGGCUUCUUCUUUGUGGCAGCUGGUCAACAGCCAGGUGGGUUCCAUGGGGAGCCUUCGUCAGCGGCCUGGGCUUGGCACAGCCAUGAGGACAGGGCUGAAGGCAUCGAAGGGGAGGCCCUCACAGCCAGCCCCCAAGCCCCUGGAUCCCCAGAGGAUUCUGAGGGUAUCCCUCUCAUCAGCCUGCCACAGGGAGGGAGUCAGCCAGGGCCCAACCGGGGACUAAGCCUCAUGUCAAGUCAGGGCAGUGUGGAUUCAGACCACCUAGGUUAUGAUGGCGGCAGCAGUGGCUCAGACAGUGAAGGUCCCAAUGAGACCCUCAGUGAGAAGACCCCCUUCACACUGCGGAUGCCACCUGGACCAGCACCUCCACAGCCUUCACUCUCAGGCCUCCCUGGGCCCUGCCUGCCUGACUUCUGGCUCAUUGUCCGGGUACUGCAGGACCGUGUAGAAGUAUAUGCACAUGCACGGAGCCUGAUUCGGGAGGAUGGAGGACCAGGCACCGAGUGUCGCCACCUGCAGCAGCUCCUGGUGAGGCGAGUUGGAGAGAUCUGCAGGGAGGUCAACCAGCGACUGCUUCUUCAGGACCUUCAUGACAGUCACGUGUGUAACUCUCUUCUGGUGGCUGAGAGUGAAGAAGAUCUGUGGCGCAGUGAGACCCCCUUCCAUUCCCGUCAGCGGGCACCACUGCCCAGUGAUGCAACCAGCAUUCCAUUCCAGAGUCUGCAUAGAAACUGCAGCCUCCUGGAUAGCCUGGAUGCUGUUCAUACUGACAGCAACUUCUCUGGGAAACCAGACUGGCACUUCAACCUACUGGAAG
Molecule: messenger RNA, 6216 nt
Organism: Carlito syrichta (Philippine tarsier)
Lineage: Eukaryota; Metazoa; Chordata; Mammalia; Primates; Tarsiidae
Gene: SZT2
Product: SZT2, KICSTOR complex subunit
Exons: 43
Cellular component (GO): peroxisome
Source: RefSeq, a predicted model, not a curated record